AUGGGUAAGGUUGCUGGCAAUGGCGAAGAUGAGAUUGUUCAGUCUGCCUAUCAUAUCAUGGUAGCAGAAGCAGAGGCUUUCGAAGAAAAUGACCAUGAUCAUUCCGAGGGUGAAGUAGAUGAAGCUCCUCCAGAACUUGAAGAGGUGGGGGCAAGCUACUGUUUCAUUAGAGAGGUUCAAUAUCCUAAGUGGAUUGCAAACAUUGUUCCUGUCAAGAAGAAGAACGGACAACUUCGUGUAUGUGUGAACUUCCGCGACUUAAAUGACGCAUGUCCAAAGGAUGACUUCCCUUUGCCCAUUAUUGAACUCAUGGUGGACGCAACAACAGGGCAUGAAGCUUUAUCCUUCAUGGAUGGGUCAUCUGGAUACAAUCAAAUAAUGAUGGCCUUAGAGGAUGAAGAGCUUACUGCAUUUCACACUCCCAAAGGCAUUUAUUGCUACAAGGUCAUGCCAUUCGGAUUGAAAAAUGUCGGUGCAACAUAUCAACGUGCUAUGCAGAAAAUCUUCGGAGACAUGCUUCACAAGUAUGUGGAAUUGGAUCAGUCAAAGAUAAAGGCCAUUCAAGACAAGCAUGAGCCAAGAAAUCUACACGAGUUAAAAAGUCUCCAAGGACGACUUGCCUUCAUCAGACGGUUCAUAUCGAACCUCGCAGGCCGUUGUCAGCCUUUUAGUCGACUUUUGAAGAAGGAUGUGCCUUUCGUAUGCCAUGAAGCUUGCCAUAAAGCCUUUGAAAGCAUAAAGAAGUACUUGGCAAACCCUCCAGUGUUAGGUGCACCCAUCCUUGGGAAGCCACUUAUCCUCUACAUUGCUGCUCAAGAGCGAUCACUCGGAGCACUCCUAGCCCAAGAAAAUGAAGAAAAGAAGGAGAAUGUGUUGUAUUACUUGAGUCGAACUCUCACAGGACAGGAAUUGAACUAUCCACCGAUAGAGAAAAUAUGUCUCGCACUUGUCUUCGCCAUCCAAAAGUUAAGACAUUACAUGCAAGCUUACACAGUGCAUCUAGUGGCAAGAGCUGACCCAGUCAAGUUUGUGAUGUUACAACCAGUCUUAACAGGGCGAAUGGCGAUAUGGGCACUACUUCUCAAUCAGUAUGAAAUCAUCUACAUACUGACCAAAGUGGUUAAAGGACAAGCAUUGGUUGAUUUCCUAGCGGACCAUCCUAUCCCUGCGGAUUGGGAGAUUUCAAAUGACUUGCCGGAUGAAGAAGUCUUUAAUACAGAAGUCCUCCCUGCUUGGCAAAUGUUCUUCGAUAGGUCUUCACGAGCAGAUGGGGUAGGAGCUGGUGUGGUCUUCAUUUCUCCAUACAUUAACACUCCACAAAGGCAGAUAUUGCCUUAUGCCUUUACUCUUGGUGAACUAUGUUCCAAUAAUAUUGCUGAGUACCAAGCGCUAAUUAUGGGACUACAAACCGCAGCUAAAAUGAAAAUCUCAAAUCUAGAGGUGUAUGGAGACUCGAAAUUAGUAGUUGAUCAAUUACUAACUAUCUAUGAAGUAAAGAAAGAGGAUUUAGUUCCUUAUUUUCAGCUCGCCACACAACUUUUAAAGGGUUUUGAUGCCGUCACGCUAACGUAUGUGCCAAGAAAAGAAAAUCAAAUGGCAGACGCUUUGGCCAACUUAGCAGCAGCGCUGGCAUUGUCAGAGGAUGAAAUCAUACACCUUCCAAUCUGCCAACGAUGGGUCGUACCGACAAUCUCUGAGCUUUUGCAUGAAGACUCCAAUGUUGUCUCUGUUUACGUGAUUGAUGUUGAUGACUGGAGGUACCCGCUAAUUGAUUACCUCGAGCGAAAUAAGCUCUCCGAUGACCCAAAGCAACACUCGGACAUAAGACGAAGAGUACCACGCUUUUUCUACUACAAGGAGACUCUUUAUCAACGAUCAUUCGAUGGAUUACUCCUUAGGUGUCUAGGGAAAGAGGAAGCUGCUAAGGCUAUGGAGGAAGAUCAUUAA
Molecule: messenger RNA, 1947 nt
Organism: Rosa rugosa (rugosa rose)
Lineage: Eukaryota; Viridiplantae; Streptophyta; Magnoliopsida; Rosales; Rosaceae
Exons: 4
Coding region: 1-1947 (648 amino acids)
Molecular function (GO): RNA-DNA hybrid ribonuclease activity; nucleic acid binding
Source: RefSeq, a predicted model, not a curated record